Molecule: messenger RNA, 984 nt
Organism: Botrytis deweyae
Lineage: Eukaryota; Fungi; Ascomycota; Leotiomycetes; Helotiales; Sclerotiniaceae
Exons: 1
Coding region: 1-984 (327 amino acids)
Source: RefSeq, a predicted model, not a curated record
AUGAAGUUUCCUACAAUCGAACCUGAGGACAAAUUUCCUCGUGUCCCAAACGCUCUUGCAUUCAUUAUCUACCGAUUCCUGCCCAUUUUCUGUCUUACCACAUUCGCAUGCUGGUUCUUUCAGAGAAACAGUUUCUUUGUCAGUGAAUGGGAUACUUACUGGGUGCACGUCGCGAUGUUAACUGCGACCUUUAGCGCCAUUGGUGCUCGCAAUAAUGAUAGGAAGGGAGUAAAAAGUUGUCACGAUUCUAUCUUAUCCAAAGACUUCUCUCCGUCUGAAAAGCUUUCUCAGGUUCGACUGCUUCUCGAAUCUUAUGAUGAGAGUAGAAGUCCCAACUUUCCUUUCGGAUUUCGUAGAAAGUCAUGGACAGCGGAACGGAGAAAGAGGGAAAUUCAGCUCCAAAAAGAACGCUUCGCAUAUAUUCUAUCUGGUUCACGACAAGGAAUUCCGAAUUUAACAUCUGUUCAAGAACACAUCUAUUUGUGCUCAAUGUGGUGGGUGACAUCUGGCCUCAUUGUUCGUGUUUUCCGCCCUGAAAUUAGAAGCUGGGACCAUUUCCUCGGGUACUGGACGUUUGGAAAGAUUCACCAUAUUCUAUAUUUCAUCUGCAUCGUAUUUCUGCUUAGUCGCUUCGGUUUACAACAUGGUGUAUGGACUAGCUGGAAUGUAGCAACGUUGGGCCCCACUGCCGAAUGUGUCCGUUACUACUGCGGAAGUAUUGAUUACGAAAGGGCCACCGAGAGCAAGCGUAAGGAGUUGGAAUGGUGGAUUGAAGGGUUAUUAAGGGACAACAGCGAUUCAUUUGCGCUGGCAGAAGAAAGAAGACGAAUCAUUAUUGCUCCUCUACAAAGGAUGAUUUGCGAGAAAAAGUUUUGCGAGGGACUUACAAUGGCCGGUAGAGUAAGAGGUUGUGAAAGGCGUGCAAUCUGUAGCGAUUGUGAAUCUGCACACUGUUGUCUAUCAAAGAGUGUCAAACUGCAAUAG